UUUUAUUUUGAUCUUUAAGUUUAAUAUUUUGUUGGAAAUUAUUUAUUCCUAUUUAAACAAACUUUCCUCAUUUGUUUAACCCUCUGCCGCCCCAGCAGUUAAAAACUCAAACCGAAAUGAAGCACGAAGUACAAAUUCCUGAAAAUGUUCAAAAAACUGCAAAGCGUGAGCUGCGUGAAGAUAAGAGUACCCGCGAGCAAAGCUUAGAGCAAUUUCGGAACUGGAUUAGAAAAAAUAAAGAUCUACACAAUGUGCGCGAUGAUGACACGUUCCUAUUACGUUUCUUGCGUGCUAAAAAAUUUAGUGUACCCAUGGCAGAACAAACGCUUUUGAAGUACCUAAACAUAAGACGUACCUUCCCACAUAUGAGCACGGAGCUAGAUCAUUUAUCAGUCACAAUGAAUGACAUUAUAACGAAUGGUUACAUAUUCGCCAGUCCAAGACGUGAUAAAAAUGGGCGUCGUGUUGUUAUUAUAAAUGCCAAAGGAUUCAAUCCAAAAAUAUAUACAAGUAGUGAUCAAGCCAAAGCACAUUUCCUCACAUAUGAAUGUUUAAUGGAAGACCAAGAGACCCAAAUUACCGGUAUCACACAUAUCGGUGAUUUCUCAGGAGUUAUGACUGCACACGUGACCAACUGGAAUCCAACGGAAUUCGCUAAGGUAUUCAAAUGGGGUGAGCAAUCUCUACCGAUGAGACACAAAGAAAUUCAUUUGGUAAAUGUACCAUCCACAUUAAAAUGGUUGAUUGAUUUUGUUAAAAAUCGUGUUAGUUCCAAGAUACGAGAUCGCUUAACAAUUUAUACAACUGAAGCUGAUCUAGUGAAGACUGUUGACGCUCAUUGCUUACCACGUGAAUUGGGUGGUGAAAUACCAAUGAAGGCAAUGAUUCAAAUGUGGAAAGCAGAACUGGCAUCUAAAAGAGAGAUGAUUUUACGUAUAGAUAAUAGCAAACUUUUGAGUGAUCGUGGUAUACAGGGCAAAGGAAGUUAUACUCCAGAAAAGGCAAGCAAUGGCACAAACUUUGUAUCCCAAAUAGAAUCCAUAGCUGGCAGUUUUCGCAAACUGGAAUUCGAUUAAAAUUUUGAAAUUAUUUAUAAUAUACGAGUAUAUAUAUAUGUUUUUGUAGUAUUAAAAUUGUAAUUA
Molecule: messenger RNA, 1142 nt
Organism: Teleopsis dalmanni
Lineage: Eukaryota; Metazoa; Arthropoda; Insecta; Diptera; Diopsidae
Gene: Cralbp
Product: alpha-tocopherol transfer protein-like
Exons: 2
Coding region: 117-1076 (319 amino acids)
Cellular component (GO): membrane
Molecular function (GO): phosphatidylinositol bisphosphate binding
Source: RefSeq, a predicted model, not a curated record